Aureobasidium pullulans EXF-150 is the source of this 1775-nucleotide messenger RNA. RefSeq lists its product as uncharacterized. The record is from RefSeq and is a predicted model, not a curated record. The coding region runs from base 273 to 1367 and encodes 364 amino acids. The transcript is spliced from 2 exons. Gene Ontology annotation, biological process: protein dephosphorylation. Gene Ontology annotation, molecular function: protein tyrosine phosphatase activity. Lineage: Eukaryota; Fungi; Ascomycota; Dothideomycetes; Dothideales; Saccotheciaceae.
CCCUCGGUCAUCGUCAUGUCAUGUUUCAGACUUUACACUUUUGAGCCUCGAAAUUGAACAAGUCGAUUGAGACCAUCGCUCUCACUCACACUCGGUAUCUUUAUCCUUUGUCGCUUCUAGUCCCUUCUAUCAGGCUCUCGCCCGCGCAUACGACUAUAUAACUUCAGCCGCCGCCCGUCAAGUUGGCUCACCCACGUUCGCCCCGGCGCAUCCGCCUACUUGAGAAGCAACAAAAGUUUCUUGAACGACGCUCCGCCAGUAUUAGGCGCGCCAUGGCUACUCGCUCGGCUUCGACUCAAUCGCUUUCAUCAGAAAUGCCUUCUGCCUUGCCUCAGUUCCUUCGACAGGACCGAUCGACCCUCAUACAUAACUUCAACUAUCUCGAAAACGACCAACGCGAUCGACUAUCCGAACAACACGACAAUCCAGAGCAAGAGUCGGAAUGGGCCCGCUUGACAGGCAACGACAUCGCUAUUCGCAAUCGCUACAUCAAUGUUGAGCCUUUUGCCAAUAAUCGUAUCAAGCUGGCUGUCGCUGAGGGUUAUAACGAUUACAUCAACGCAUCACCUAUCGCUCUGGGCCCGCGCCGAUACAUUGCCACUCAAGGUCCGAAGAGCACUUCUACAUCUCAGUUCUACCGCAUGCUUGCCCAGGAGACAGGCCGGGAUACACCUGCCGUGGUCGUCAUGCUCACUCAGACCCAUGAGGCCGGCCGUGAGAAGUGCUUCAAGUACUUCCCCGAUACCCCUGAAACACCGCUCGAACUCCAACCAGACCCUGAGAUCAACGAUGGUUUCGAAGGCAAAGUCGAGCUCAUUUCAGUAGAAGAGGAUGCCACAAGUCGCUGUGCCAUGCGUCACCUGAAACUGCAUUACAAGUCCGCCAAAGCUGAAGAAGAUCAGAAUGACGACGAGGACUGGAAGGAGAAGGAGAUUUAUCACCUGUUGUUCGUGGGAUGGCCGGAUUUCUCGGUACCGGAAGGCGAGAACCGCAACGCCAUGCUUAAACUCAUCACAAAAUCCGCCGAACUGAACAAGCCACCGAAUGUGCCAACCCCUGCUGAAUUUCCACCUGCACUCGACCCUGCGUCUGAACCAUCGGCAACAGCCAGUCCUCGCAUCAUCCAUUGCUCGGCCGGCGUUGGCAGAUCAGGUACUUUUAUUGCUUUGGACUUCCUACUCGCUCAUCUGGAACGCGGCAACCUCGAUUCAGUCCCUGACGAUGUCGACCCUAUCUUCGAUACUGUCAAUGCCAUGAGAAGACAGCGCAUGAUGAUGGUCCAGAGCGAGGCCCAAUUCUUGUUCUUAUACGACGUUAUGCGUUUGGCAUGGUUGGAACAUCAUCGUGCCGCAGAUGCAGAGCCUUGAGACCAACACGGUGCCACUUGAUCAGACACAUAUUCCAACAUUCACAAGCUCGAUCGGGCAGCCACGGGGCUGACUGAUCGGAUCAGUCGCAGCUAUUAUGCCAUCUCGAAGACGAGGCAAGGACGCACUGCAACACUGUACAUAUGCAGAAUACUUUCUCCAGCGCGCUGGCCACCAUCGAGAGCCACACCACUCGCUCCACACAUCGCACCUUUAUGCCAUCACAGAGCUACGCACAGCUGGAAUACACGGUUUACAGCGGCUAUGAAAUAUUCCCAUCAUGAGGCGAUGAUCUAAAGAAGACACCACGGUAGCUAGCAAGUAGAUGAAAGUCCAUUAGAUUGACGCUGCAAAGCGCAUCAAGAAGCACAUCUUUCCAGAAAACGGUUUCUUCCCCUAUGCCUCAAU